Molecule: messenger RNA, 1764 nt
Organism: Phytophthora infestans T30-4
Lineage: Eukaryota; Oomycota; Peronosporomycetes; Peronosporales; Peronosporaceae
Exons: 7
Coding region: 1-1764 (587 amino acids)
Source: RefSeq, a predicted model, not a curated record
AUGUCAGCGCCAUCGCUGCCGCUACGCGUAUCCACCUGCAGCUACUUCCGCCUCGAGUGCGGUCACGAACAACUGUUUCAUUCCGAGUACAAGCGGAGCAACCGCACCAGAGGCCUUAAGAUCCUGCGCUGCUUUCCGCACUGCUGUCCGGAGCAUAUUGACCGAAGCUACUGCGGAUCCUCACUGAGUGUGAAGAUUCGACUAGCGGAACGUCCGGUUGGAAGUGCCCCAUUUCAGCCUCCACCUAGUGAGUUGUUAGCAGUCUUCGCCCGCUUCGAAGUAGUCAAUGAUGGUGUACAGACAGAGACGAAUCUGGACGGUCAGUGGAUCGCUGGGGUCUUGGAUCGGCCAUCCGGACUGGUGGUCACGAUCCGAGGCUCAGAUACUGCGUUAGAUGAGGAGAAACCUGUAGUAUUCCACUUGAACAGUAAAGCUUUUCCGAGGUGGUACUACUACUGUAAGAGUGGUGCUAACAAGGCACAGAGGCUCAUAAAGCAUUCACUGAAAACGUAUGUGAUGGAGUGCAUCGCCGUGGACAUGGACGACAAUCUUACGACCAUUUCAAGUCGAGAGGCCUACACGCAGCUGUACCGCGUGCUGCAUGCGGUCUCGUCGCCUGAGGACGACCAGGGAAUGAUCCACCCUCUGCAAGAUAAAUUAAUCUGGGAGCACGUCAAUGCACCCGCCGUAGCGGUAUCCAAGAAUAUGGCUCUGCUUCUCGCGUUCGUCCGCUGGACACCUGUCAGACUUUAUGCGUCGCAAGUGGACGAAGUAACUCUCCUUCGAGUAGCUUCCCAGACGGUGCUAUGGUUGCUCUCUCAUGAAACACUUGGCUGGUUUCGAGAGUUUUUCCGCUUGAAUGCCGCUCUGAUAUUGGACAAGAAGGCGAUCCGGUCGUGUUUUAUUCAGUUUCUACUUGAACUAGAGGACCAUUUGAACGCAGAGGUGUUUGCAGCCUUCACCCUGCACAGCUUGGCCAACGUGGCAGAGCAGGUGAUUGCAGCGGUGUAUUCGCAUGAAUGUUUCCACAGUCGUCGGCCUCUAGUGCGGCAGAUCUUAAGCGGCCAAAGCUUCGCUGGGUGGAACAUGUUCGUUGCUCAGCUGCGAGAUAUUUACAUUGAUACUACAAGCUCACCACAGUCUCUCGAUCGAAAGGCCACUUUCAAGAUGGCGUUCCCUUCUCACAAUCCUGUCGAGCGCAACUGGAAUGGAGAAUGGCUCUUGGACACGGAUGACGUGCAGUGGGAUAUCAACGAAGCUAGCUCCUCUCUCGGGAGGUCUCUUCGAGUACGAACACCGCAAAGUGUGGCUGGUUGUCUUGACUGUAUGCACUUGGUACUAGACGGCAAGGAACGCGUGUUUCGGAUGCUUCCGAAUGGGAUGUCGACCUGUGCCGAAAUGGGUUCUCACGGAGAUUAUUUUGGUGAAAUGCGCGUCGAGGCACCAGGUCAACUGAUUCUUUUCCUCGAGAUGUUCAACUGGUCGCUAGAAGAAGGAUCUCCCUCCUACCAUGUACGUUCUUGUAUUGAGCUUCAGCGAAAUGGUCAACUUUCUGUCAGAGGCGACAUCCUGGUGACUACAGGGUCGAGUACCUUCACAGCAGAAGAAAUUCCGUACGUGGGAGAAAUGAGUCUGCGUGUCAAGCGUAAAUCAGUCGAAAAGGCUAGUGCAAGAAGGGUUCAUGCCGCUGGUGCACUAAGGGAUGCUCCUAUUAUUCCCUGGAGGGAGUACGGUAGGUUUCGGUUGUGGUACCACAAGUUAUAG